AUGUACGACUGUGCCUGCGGCGCCACCGCUGCCACGGCUGGCGAGUUCUACCGCCAUCUGGAGGCGGCAGGCGGUCCCGCCGCGGCCGCGGCACACCACUUGCUCUCGUCCGCUGCGCCCCGUCCACUAGCCGCCGCCGCCACCCCCUCCGCCACUGCCGCUGCCCCUGCCGCCGCCGCUGCGUCCCCUCGCCGCGGCACAAGCGCCCGCCCUCAGGCGCAGCGCCGCAAUCGUACAAACCAGGCCCCCCAGCGGCGGCGCGCGGGCGCCGUCGCCUCUCAGGGCGCUGCGGCGGCGGCCGCGGCGGCGGUGAACGGCGGGCCGGAGCAGCCGCCGGCGGUCGAGCCGGAGCAGCUAUUUAAGAUCGGGGCGUCGUGGGAUGAUCUGGAGUUUGACGCAGAUGGCCAGGCCUUAUUGCUUGAGGACGACGAUGAGGAGGACGUCCCCCGCCCAUUUCACCAAAAAGCCGGCGGCCGCGGCGGCGCCAAGGGCAUCGACGGGUCCAUCCCUCAGGCGGAGGGCCGCGCGGCCGGCGGCGGCGCUGCUCCUGCGGCGGCCCCUGCCCCCGCGGCGUCUGGACAGGACCAGGUCGGCGGCAGUCGCGGCGGCGUCGGCGGCGUCGGCGCCGGGCUGAGCGACGGUUUGAUGUACGCGCUGCAGGGGUACAGCUGGCUGUCGGGCACCGUCGGCCAAGCCACGUCUGCGGCGGUCGCGGCGGCGGCGAUGGCGGCGGCCGCUGCCGCGGGCGAGCCGCGGGCGCGUGAGCGGAGGUCGCGGGAGCACGGAAAGGGGCAGGACGCCACAGCGGCAGGGCUGGCAGAGCUCAUGUCUGAGGAGAGCGACGGAGGCUGCGCCGCAGAUGAUCUGUCAAGGCCCCCCUCGGCAUGGGGCCGCGCGGGAUGGCUGGAGAGCGGCAAAGCCGUCCCGGGCUCGAGCAUGCGCCAGCGGCGCGGC
This is a messenger RNA of Monoraphidium neglectum, 954 nucleotides long. RefSeq lists its product as hypothetical. The transcript has a single exon. The annotation marks the transcript as partial. The record is from RefSeq and is a predicted model, not a curated record. Lineage: Eukaryota; Viridiplantae; Chlorophyta; Chlorophyceae; Sphaeropleales; Selenastraceae.